GUUCAUCAGAGAACACACACAGGAGAGAAGCCUUUCGUCUGCUCUGACUGUGGAACUAGUUUCUCUCAACUUUCCAACUUAAAAUCACAUGAACGUAUACAUACAGGAGAUAAGCCAUACUCCUGCUCUGACUGUGGAAAAUGCUUCAAAACAUCAACUCUUAACGUUCAUCAGAGAACACACACAGGAGAGAAGCCUUACGUCUGCUCUGACUGUGGAACUAGUUUCUCUCAACUUUCCAACUUAAAAUCACAUGAACGUAUACAUACAGGGGAGAAGCCAUACUCCUGCUCUGACUGUGGAAAAUGUUUUAAAACAUCAAAAGAGCUAAAAGUUCAUCAGAGAACACACACAGGAGAGAAGCCUUUCGUCUGCUCUGACUGUGGAACUAGUUUCUCUCAACUUUCCAACUUAAAAUCACAUGAACGUAUACAUACAGGAGAUAAGCCAUACUCCUGCUCUGACUGUGGAAAAUGCUUCAAAACAUCAACUGUGCUAACAGUUCAUCAGAGAACACACACAGGAGAGAAGCCUUAUUCCUGCUCUGUGGAAGGGUGGGCGUGUAACUCAAACUUCUAGCCAAAGGCUGCUGUGUUUAGAAUCUCAUCAAGGAGGACUUUAGCAUUUUAGCAACUUUGCAACUACUUACUACUUUUUAGCUAUUACUUAGCAUGUUAGCUUAGCAUGUUAGCUUAGCAUGUUAGCUUA
Molecule: messenger RNA, 708 nt
Organism: Salvelinus namaycush (lake trout)
Lineage: Eukaryota; Metazoa; Chordata; Actinopteri; Salmoniformes; Salmonidae
Product: endothelial zinc finger protein induced by tumor necrosis factor alpha-like
Exons: 2
Biological process (GO): regulation of transcription by RNA polymerase II
Molecular function (GO): DNA-binding transcription factor activity, RNA polymerase II-specific; RNA polymerase II cis-regulatory region sequence-specific DNA binding
Source: RefSeq, a predicted model, not a curated record